CCCCAAACAAGAUUUUGAAUUCCCAACCUAGUUUGCCGCAGCCUGAAAGUCUCGUUUUGCAACGAUGGCACCUCAUCCACUUAGCACAUUGUCCAUCGAGGAGACUCGUAGAGCACGAGAUGUCGUUCUUGCAUCUCACGCUGGUGCAGUCGUCGACUUCCGUGAGAUAUUCCUCCAAGAACCUGUGAAGGAAGACGUCAAGAGAUAUUUAGAUCUGGAACACUCUGCCCGCCUAUCACCAACAUCACCUCGUCCACCUCGCCUUGCAAAAUGCCAGUACGAUAUCAUUGGUAGCGACAGGGUUCCAGAGUACCACGAAUCGAUCGUCGAUGUAGAGUUAAAGAGGCGAGUGAAGCAUGAAGUCAUCGGAAAAGAGCACCAAGCAGGUUUGACUCUUUGGGAAUUCGACACGCUUGUCAAUGCCUGCAAGGCCUCGCCUCUAUUCCAGGAAGCCAUUGCCGCACUCAAACUGCCAGAGGGCUUUGAGCUUGUAGUCGAGCCGUGGCCGUAUGGUGGGAUGGACCUUGAGCAUGAAAACAAGCGUUACUUUCAAGGAUUGUGCUUUGCCCAGGACACGCGGUCGAAGAAUGUGGAUUCGAAUUUUUACGCCUUUCCUCUGCCAUUGAUUCCGAUCAUGGAUGCUCAUAAAAAAGAAAUCGUUCGAAUCGACAAACUUGCCACUGGCGGGAAGGGUGAUGGCCUUUCGGAGAAAACACAUUCAGAGAAAAUCAUCGGCCAUUGCCAGACAUCGGAGUACGUACCGGAGCUGUUAGAAAAGGGUACUCGAAAAGAUCUCAAGGCACUCAACGUGCUUCAACCAGAUGGGCCAUCAUUUAAAGUUUCAAAUGAAAACCUGAUCGAAUGGCAAAAGUGGAGAUUCAGGGUUUCCUUCAACCCGCGCGAGGGAGCUGUUAUCCACGAUGUCCACUACGACGGAAGGAGUAUUCUUUACCGGCUAAGCAUCAGCGAGAUGACCGUUCCAUACGCCGAUCCUCGACCUCCGUUCCACCGGAAGCAAGCAUUCGACUUCGGAGAUGGUGGAGCAGGCAAUUGCGCGAACAACCUCUCUCUUGGCUGUGACUGUCUCGGCGUCAUCAAAUACUUCGAUGGCGUCGUCAUCAGCUCAGAUGGAGAGCCAGAAAACCAUCCUAACGUUAUUUGCCUCCACGAGCAGGACAACGGAAUUGGAUGGAAACAUACCAACUGGAGGACUGGACGUGCAGUAGUAACUCGCAAUCGCGAGCUUGUCGUCCAAUUCAUCAUUACUCUGGCCAACUACGAGUACGUCUUCGCGUACAAGUUUGAUCAGUCUGGAGGUAUCACAAUCGAGACCCGAGCUACCGGCAUUGUCAGCGUGGUCAAUAUCGACCCAGGAAAGACCAGCAACUAUGGGAACGUUGUCUCUGGAGGUGUGCUUGCCCAGAACCACCAACAUAUCUUCUGCGCGCGUAUUGAUCCAGCCAUCGAUGGCCACAACAACACCGUCUUACAUGAGGAAUCGCACACUAUGCCUUGGGACCAAGCCACAAAUCCCCAUGGAAACCUCUACGAAGUACGCAAGACGACCGUCCAUCGUUCUGCCGGCCUAGACGCGGCCCCACAACACAACCGCACCUUCAAGAUCAUCAAUCCGAACAAGACAAACCCCGUCAGCGGAAAUCCUGUGGGCUACAAGUUCGUCCCACCCCCAACGCAAAAGCUUCUCGCAUCCCCGGGUUCCAUCCAGGCUCAAAGAGCGCUCUUCGCGCAACACCACGUCUGGGUAACCAAGUACAAGGAUAAUGAGCUCUAUGCCGGGGGCCGCUUCACGCUGCAAAGCCAACUCGAGGUCGACGGCGUGUCGGACGCGGCGAAGAGGAACGAUCCGGUGACAAAUGAGGAUGUAGUUAUAUGGAGUGUCUUUGGGCUUACGCAUAAUCCUAGGGUUGAGGACUGGCCUGUGAUGCCCGCCGAUAUAUUCCAGGUGAACUUCCGGCCAUCAGAUUUCUUCACAGCGAAUCCAUCUAUCGAUGUGCCCUCCACCAAAAACUUGUCGUCGCAGCUCGCGACGAGUGAGUCAUGCUGUGCGGAGCCGGGGAAGCUAUGAGUAUGGGAUGGGUGAGGUUGAUGAGUCAAGGAUACAGAGACCGGCCACAAGUCUAUGCACGCCCGUUUGCCACUGCUUGGGGUGCCCCGAAGGGCUUUUAGAUCUCCAAAUGUGCUGUCAAGGUCGAGGUAGUGGAUAUUAGGCUGCACCUUCACCAACUGACCACCUGUUAGCCAGGGCACCCUCACAGCGGUGUCAAGUGGGCAAGAUUGGAGCCGAGCAGCGACGAAUCCAUGUGCCCAGACUUAUAGCCUAGUACUAUAUUAGUAGACAUGUAUGAAUCUUCUUUUCUGGGUUUCUGCACUCGUGGUCCGUGUGUAAUCCUAUGCCAUUGCUUGUAUUGCUCCGACGAUAUUUCUAGAGUCUAGACCUGAAUGUUGAUAUAGUGAUGUAUGCCUG
Molecule: messenger RNA, 2485 nt
Organism: Mytilinidion resinicola
Lineage: Eukaryota; Fungi; Ascomycota; Dothideomycetes; Mytilinidiales; Mytilinidiaceae
Product: copper amine oxidase-like protein
Exons: 2
Coding region: 65-2086 (673 amino acids)
Biological process (GO): amine metabolic process
Molecular function (GO): quinone binding; primary methylamine oxidase activity; copper ion binding
Source: RefSeq, a predicted model, not a curated record